AUGUCAUUCACGAUUAGAAAACUUAAAAGAGAAGACUUAACAGAAGAAUACUUCUCUCUUCUGUCCAUACUCACUGAAGCACCAUUCCCAGGGAAGGAGCAGGUUGAUAAGAUGUAUGAACACAUGCAGGCACAUGAAGGGACAUACAAUGUGUUUGUUGUCUGCUCUCCUGAGGGAAAAUUAGUAGGGUCCGGUACUCUGCUUAUAGAGAAGAAGUUCAUACGAUCACUGGGGAGUGUAGGACAUAUAGAAGACAUAGUUAUUUCCAAUGAGUGCCAGGGGAUGGGACUCGGCCGUAAACUGAUAACAUUCCUUUCUGAGAAAGCUAAAACCAGUAACUGUUAUAAAGUGAUACUUGCAUGCAGUGAAGAGAAUCAGAAAUUCUAUGAGAAGUGCGGAUUUGUUAAGAAAGAAGUUAUGAUGGCUUUGUACAACAGCUAA
Molecule: messenger RNA, 441 nt
Organism: Nematocida parisii ERTm1
Lineage: Eukaryota; Fungi; Microsporidia
Exons: 1
Coding region: 1-441 (146 amino acids)
Biological process (GO): UDP-N-acetylglucosamine biosynthetic process
Cellular component (GO): endoplasmic reticulum-Golgi intermediate compartment; Golgi apparatus; endoplasmic reticulum
Molecular function (GO): monosaccharide binding; glucosamine 6-phosphate N-acetyltransferase activity
Source: RefSeq, a predicted model, not a curated record